Messenger RNA from Penicillium chermesinum, 348 nucleotides. RefSeq lists its product as uncharacterized. The transcript is spliced from 3 exons. The record is from RefSeq and is a predicted model, not a curated record. Bases 1 to 348 code for a protein of 115 amino acids. Lineage: Eukaryota; Fungi; Ascomycota; Eurotiomycetes; Eurotiales; Aspergillaceae.
AUGGAUGAGGCAUGGAAGAACCUGAUUCUGAAUCUUGACUUGACCCAGCCAACGCGUCGCUAUCGGAAUUGGCUCCUUGUUCACCGCGUAGACUCCGUGCUGAGCAUCCAGGUCUUCUGUGCCGUGAAUGACCCGAGAGAUGUAAUGAAAGAGGUCUGGAAACUCUGGAAACUGCUCAAGCCUGGAAGCAAGUUUGUGUCUGGGACAUGGGCGAGGCGAGCUUUAUCCAAAAGAAAGGGUAUCAUCACGCUGACAGAAGCUCUGGGCCGAGACAUGGUUAAUAUCUGCUGUCCAUACUGCCUCCUUGCUGCUGCAUUUAUUUCCAAAACUGACUAUGUCACCCGGUGA